This is a messenger RNA of Orbicella faveolata, 703 nucleotides long. RefSeq lists its product as uncharacterized. Lineage: Eukaryota; Metazoa; Cnidaria; Anthozoa; Scleractinia; Merulinidae. Gene Ontology annotation, cellular component: myosin II complex. Gene Ontology annotation, molecular function: calcium ion binding. The record is from RefSeq and is a predicted model, not a curated record.
UAUAAAAGAGAAAGAGUAUAUUACGCAGUGUUAUUUGUUUUUUCCAUAUCAGAAAUAUCGCAAGCCUUCAAGCUAUUUGACAAGAAUGGCGAUGGGUUGAUUUCUGUGGAGGAGCUCGGCGAAGCUAUGAAGCAAGCUGGGCAGGAGCUGUCAGAUGAAGAAAUUAAAGAUAUGAUCAAAGCCAUGGACCGAAACGGCAAUGGGAAAGUGGAAUUUUCUGAGUUUGAAGACAUGAUGGCUAGUCAAAUUGGCGAACCAAUUACCACCGAUGACAUGAAAUACUACUUCAAAAAAUUCGACGCGAAUGGGGAUGGUUUUAUCACUAGCGAUGAACUGGCCCUGGUGAUGAAGACGUUUGGCGGAAAGAGUUACUCAAAGAAAGAAAUCGAUGACAUGAUCAAAGAAGCUGAUGUGGAUGCUGAUGGAAAAGUCAACUACCAAGAGUUUUGCGACAUGGUCCGCAGCAAGUAGAAAGCUGUACGAGCCUAAGUAGCAACAAUAGGACGGGCUUGGAACAGAUCUCUUGAAGGGUUUGAGGACAGCUGAUUUCAGAGUAGUAUUUUGGUUAUAAAUUGAUUCACCUAUCUCGAAUGCUAUCAACCUAAAAAAAAAGUGCUGAAAGAAGUGCAAACUUAUUGUUCUGUAUACCAAGGAAUUAUUCAUCAACAGAAAUAAAUUCUAAUGAAAAACAUUUCUCUGUCUA